Molecule: messenger RNA, 1192 nt
Organism: Phragmites australis (common reed)
Lineage: Eukaryota; Viridiplantae; Streptophyta; Magnoliopsida; Poales; Poaceae
Product: putative casein kinase II subunit beta-4
Exons: 5
Coding region: 229-1008 (259 amino acids)
Cellular component (GO): protein kinase CK2 complex; cytoplasm
Molecular function (GO): protein kinase regulator activity
Source: RefSeq, a predicted model, not a curated record
ACGCCCACGGGCUCGCUCCAUUCUCUCCCCUCACACCCCCCCCCCCCUCUCUCUCUCUCUCUCUCUCUCUCUCCAUUUCUCGUUUCCCCCGCCUGCGCAGCCAGCGCAAACCCUAGCAUCCGCAAGCGCCGACCUGCGAGACUUCCCGCCGACGGAGGCUCGAGCUGCCGCGGGCGGAGGAGCGCGGGAGCAGCGGCGCGUAGUGCGGGGAUCGGCGCCGCGGCGGGGAUGGACCGGAAGCGCAUCAAGGACGCGCUCGAGAAGCAUCUGGAGAGGUCGUCGCCGUCCACCUCCAGGGGCGCGGUCAAGGAGAGGGAGCGCCUCGCCUCCGGGAGGCUGCCGGCGUCGCUCGGCAAGGCCGGAAAGGUGUCCGAUGGUGAGGAAUUUGAAACUGACAGUGAAGAUUCUGAUGUUAGUGGUUCUGAGGGAGAGGACACAUCUUGGAUUUCAUGGUUCUGUAGCUUGCGAGGCAAUGAAUUCUUCUGUGAGAUUGAUGAUGAUUAUAUACAAGAUGAUUUCAACCUGUGUGGUCUGAGUAAUCAGGUGCCAUAUUAUGAUUAUGCGCUUGAUCUCAUCUUAGACAUUGAGUCAUCUAACGGUGAUGUGUUCACUGAGGAGCAAAAUGAAUUGAUUGAGUCAUCUGCAGAGAUGCUGUAUGGAUUAAUUCAUGCACGGUACAUCUUAACCAGCAAGGGUCUGGCUGCAAUGUUGGAGAAGUUCAAGAAUUAUGACUUUGGAAGGUGCCCUAGAGUGUACUGCUGUGGGCAGCCCUGUCUUCCAGCGGGGCAAUCAGAUAUUCCUAGAUCAAGCACAGUGAAGAUAUAUUGUCCAAAAUGUGAAGAGCUUCACUAUCCAAGAUCCAAGUACCAAGGCAACAUUGACGGAGCAUACUACGGGACAACAUUCCCUCAUCUUUUCCUGAUGACCUAUCCACACUUGAAGCCACAGAAGCCAUCGCAGCAAUAUGUUCCGAGGGUUUUCGGCUUCAAACUUCACAAGCAGUCAUGAUAGAGUUACAUGAUCAGCCGAAGCUUCCUUUUACGUAGUUUCUAGGGGGAGAUCAUUGUGGCCCAAAAAUGUUGUGGCCUGUUGAUGUAAGAACUUGCGAGCUUGAAUCUUGCUGUAACUGAUGAACGAUUGUAUUUGUUUUCUGAAAUCACUUUCCUGCGACCCUAGGUUCAGGUUCUCUUUC